Molecule: messenger RNA, 433 nt
Organism: Eucalyptus grandis
Lineage: Eukaryota; Viridiplantae; Streptophyta; Magnoliopsida; Myrtales; Myrtaceae
Product: probable S-adenosylmethionine-dependent methyltransferase At5g38100
Exons: 2
Coding region: 27-410 (127 amino acids)
Biological process (GO): methylation
Molecular function (GO): S-adenosylmethionine-dependent methyltransferase activity
Source: RefSeq, a predicted model, not a curated record
CAUAUUCUAAGAUACCCAUAUGCGUAAUGUAUGAUCUCAUUGGAUUGAGUCUCAUGGACAUGGCCAAAGAGGGAAUAAUAAGUGAAGAGCAAGUGGAUUGCUUCAACAUGCCACUGUAUCCUGCGUCUCCGAGGGAGAUUGCGCAGCUAGUCAAAAUGGACGGUAGUUUUCACAUAGAGAAGAUGGAACUGCUUAACACCCAAACGAGGUAUGAAGGUGGACUCCAUGCACAAGAUAUUGUGAUACACCUAAGAGCGGGCUUGGAGGGGAUCAUCAGCAAACACUUCAGAAGCGAGAUCAUCGACGAACUCUUUCGACGUCUUGUGGAAAAGACUCAGGAUUUCAGCCACCUACUGGAAUCGAGCUACAAGGAAGGGACUCUAAUGUUCAUUGUUCUCAAACGCCAUUGAUGCAUCUUUUGAAGAUGACUCUA